Molecule: messenger RNA, 1362 nt
Organism: Aedes albopictus (Asian tiger mosquito)
Lineage: Eukaryota; Metazoa; Arthropoda; Insecta; Diptera; Culicidae
Exons: 2
Coding region: 1-1362 (453 amino acids)
Source: RefSeq, a predicted model, not a curated record
AUGAGGGCUUUUCUAGAGGACGACCAGACGUACCGCCGAGUAACGAAGGACCUUACCAGCAUGUACCAGAGCCAGAACAACUCAAUCGUUAAACGAAUUCAGGAUUUAAAACUCCUUGAUCCGUUUGCUGCAUCUAAACUGAAGACGUACAUAGCUGUAUGUCCGAAAAUCUACGACAAACCGAAGGCCCACAAACCAGGGUUACCGCUCCGACCCGUUGUUCCAUGUAUGAAUGCCCCGUCGUACGAGCUCUCGAAAUUCGUCAGCACGAUCGUGAAAACAUCCCUGACGAGUAAGUACAGCAUUAAAGGUUCGUUCUCAUUCUGCAACUAUGUGAACUCCCUUGAGCUGCCACAAGGAUACGUGCUGGUGUCAAUCGACGUGGUAGCACUGUUCACAUCCAUACCAAAGAACCUAGUCAAACAGACCAUUUUCCGGCACUGGAACGAGUUAAAACAGAACACCCCCAUCUGUCUCGAUCUUUUCUGGGAAGUCACGGAAUUCUGCAUCGAUUCCAGCUACUUUGUGGACCAGCUACUCAAAGGACAAUUCUACCAACAAAUAUUUGGCACGGCGAUGGGAAACCCUCUGUCACCGAUAAUCGCCGAAUACGUAAUGGAAGAUUUGUUGGAAAACGCCCUGGCUUCGACCCCCAUCGUUAUCAAUAACUUGAAGAAAUAUGUCGAUGAUCUGUUUCUUGCGCUUCCUGAAGGAAAUAUUCAAGAAGUGUUGGACUCGUUCAACCAGCAGAAUGAACAUAUCCAGUUCACUGUAGAACGGGAGGAAAACAACCGACUUCCGUUCCUCGACAUGAUGCUGGUCAGAUUAGACAAUCAAACGGUGAAAACGGAGUGGUUCAAGAAGCCAAUUGCAUCGGCAUGCAAACAACACAAAAACAUAGGCUCGCUUCUUCCACUGGUCAAAGACAAAACUCCGUUGGAAGAACGCAGCAAUGUUGUCUACCAAAUCAAUUGCGAAGACUGUGAUGCAUGCUAUGUCGGAAUGACAACACAAAAAUUGAAGGCGAGAAUUUCAAAACACAAGUCGAACAUGAAAAAACUACAGACACUCCAACAAGCAGGCCACACAACCAGAGAUGCAGUAAUCGUGGACAUAAUGGAGACAACCGCUGUGGUGAAUCAUGCAGCCAGGGAAAAACACACGUUCAAGCUAGACGAGACGAAAAUACUGGACACAACAAACAAGGCGAGAAAUCUACCGAUACUCGAGAGCUGCCACAUCAACAAUACACCAAACACGAUAAACAAACGAACAGACACGGACAACCUUCACGUCGCGUAUGCGGGGUUUCUGCACUGGCUCCGAAAUAAACAGCAGAGAGCGAGAGGCAGAAACGAAUGA